AUGGAACGUCACCAAAAUGGUAUGGAUGUGUGGGUAGGACAAGGUCGAGUAAACCAGUUAGGGGGAUUAUUCAUCAAUGGUCGUCCUCUUCCCAACCACAUCAGACUAAAGAUAGUAGAGAUGGCUGCAGCGGGUGUGCGGCCUUGCGUCAUCUCACGCCAACUGCGCGUCUCGCACGGCUGCGUUUCCAAGAUCCUCAAUAGAUACCAGGAAACGGGAUCUAUAAGGCCGGGCGUUAUCGGCGGGUCGAAGCCAAGAGUUGCUACUCCUGAAGUUGAGGCGAGAAUAGAAGAGCUAAAGAGGCAAAAUCCAGGAAUAUUUUCGUGGGAAAUACGUGAAAAGCUAAUAAAGGAAGGUGUAUCUGACCCACCCAGUAUAUCUUCGAUCUCGCGGUUGCUACGCGGUGGCGCUAGAGAUCCUGAUGGCAAGAAAGACUACAGUAUAGACGGCAUACUUGGAGGCCGAGGAUCAGACUCUUCAGAUAUAGAAUCUGAACCAGGCUUGACACUGAAACGGAAGCAACGUAGAUCUCGUACCACGUUCACGGGGGAACAGCUUGACGCGUUAGAAAGAGCCUUUCACAGGACCCAAUAUCCUGACGUAUAUACUAGAGAAGAAUUGGCAUUACAGACAGGUCUUACAGAGGCCAGGAUACAGGUUUGGUUUUCAAAUAGAAGAGCUCGACUAAGAAAAAAUACUGGUUCAAACUCAACUCCACUUUCAAGCUAUUCAACGUUACCGAUACCCCAAAUACCUUGUCCUUAUCCUGCAGGGGAAAUUCCUGCUCUAUCCCAACAUCAUCCUCAGCAUCCGGACGCGUGGCAUCACCAAAAAUAUGCAAACUACAAUCAAUUAAUGGCGCAAUCUCAACAUUUAAAUCAAGCCUUCCAAAAUGCUGCUUUUCCUAGUACUUCGAGUGCGACAUUCAGCCACUUAGUUUCUGGUGCUCCUUCCCAUAACCAACUAUUAGAAACAAAUACACCUAGAAACGAAUAUCCACGAUAUGCUAACGACGCCUAUAACAAACCUUAUAUGCCCAAAGAAACUGACACUGAAGAUAAAAUUGUUAGUGACGAAGUAAUAGAUCAGAGAGACGAUGCUUACGUGAAAACAGCAAACGAAUAUAAAGAUUUAUCGACUAGUGAUUAUCCUAAAGUUCCUACUGAUUAUACAAAGCUUCCUGUAGAUCCAUCUUCAUCCAACUGGAGUCCAUCAAAUAGUUCACUUAAUAUGAGCCUAGCCGGACUAUCUAGUGACUAUAAAUAUAUGAGCGAUCCUUAUUCAUUCCCUAAUAUCGCUGCCGACCCUCUCAGUCAGCAUAGCUAUACUAACCCCGGAAAUCCUGCCAAUAAAUACUGGAUU
Molecule: messenger RNA, 1362 nt
Organism: Brenthis ino (lesser marbled fritillary)
Lineage: Eukaryota; Metazoa; Arthropoda; Insecta; Lepidoptera; Nymphalidae
Source: the annotation of a GenBank genome assembly